Molecule: messenger RNA, 321 nt
Organism: Haemonchus placei
Lineage: Eukaryota; Metazoa; Nematoda; Chromadorea; Rhabditida; Trichostrongylidae
Source: the annotation of a GenBank genome assembly
AUGCUGAACAGGUCCGUGCUGCUACUGCUAGCAUUUCUCGCAGUGGCGAUGUCGUUUGGGAUAUUCGCACGACCUUCGUCGGCAGGCAACAGUGACAUCGUGCGACAGCCAAAAUCAAAACCCGGCUCACUCAAACUUUGUCCACCAGGCGGACCAUCAUUCCUCGAUGCAUUCAAUCUGAUCUGCCCUAUGCGGCGUCGACGACGGAGCAUAGACCCAUCAUUCGAUGACAGUAGCACACUCGAGAAAACGAUGCACAAGUGUUGUGACGAAGGCUGCGAGUUUUCAGACAUUUUCCCUAUCUGUAACCCGUUUGGAUAA